UUAUUAUCCAAGUCCCACUGCUUUAGUUCACAUAGCAGGAAGAUUUGCUUGAAGAUAUCCUGAAACUCGAACCUGGGCUAGUUAGUUUGCCAGCCAGCGCUUCACAGCUGUCAACCUGAGUCGCAAGUGGCAGCUACUGAGAGUAGCUUCUGUGCAUUAUGAAGAAUUUCUCAUUUCCUAUGCAGGAUAACACACAUCAGACCGAGAGUCCUCCUCCUCACAGAUUCCUGAGUUUGACAAACCAGUCAGAUCCUAUUGGAAGACCAGAAAGAGAUGAGCAAUUAGCUCAAGUAGAGAUUGCUGUACUGGGGGUCAUAUUUCUGACAGCGUCUGUGGGCAAUUUCAUUCUCAUACUGGUGCUGUGGCGAAGAAGAAAGAAGCUGUCUAGGAUGUAUGUGUUCAUGCUUCACCUCAGCAUUGCUGACUUAGUGGUAGCCUUUUUCCAAGUGCUGCCUCAACUCAUAUGGGAUAUUACAGACGUUUUCAUAGGGCCAGAUUUCUUGUGCAGAAUUAUCAAAUAUCUACAAUUGCUGGGCAUGUUUGCCUCUACUUAUAUGAUAGUGGUCAUGACAGUGGACAGAUAUCAAGCUGUUUGCUACCCUAUGGUCACUUUCCAAAAGAAGAGAGCUCUCUGGAACGUCCCCAUUUGCACCAGCUGGUCUAUAGCACUGAUUCUUAGCCUACCACAGGUAUUUAUCUUUUCAAAGACUGAAAUAUCUCCAGGUGUCUUUGAAUGUUGGGGUGAAUUUAUUCAGCCUUGGGGCCCAAGGGCAUAUGUGACUUGGAUUUUUGUAGUUAUAUUCUUCAUUCCCUCAGCAAUCCUUAUCACAUGCCAGGUCAAGAUUUGCAAAAUAAUCAGAAGAAAUAUAAAUGUGAAGAAACAGAAUGAAUGCGAAGCAACAAAUCAGAAUCAAGUCCUGCCAUCCCGAGCAAGCAGUGUGAACUGUAUUUCAAAGGCUAUGAUCAAGACAGUAAAAAUGACAGUGGUGACAGUUGUUGCAUAUGUUCUCUGUUGGUCACCUUUCUUCAUUGCGCAGCUGUGGUCCGUGUGGUUCCCCAGCAUCCUGACCGAAGGUUCAGCAUUCACCAUUAUAAUGCUCCUUGGCAAUCUAAAUAGUUGCACCAACCCAUGGAUUUACAUGUAUUUCUGUGGCCAGAUUCCAUAUUGCACAAAGAAGCAGCUGGAGAAUACCUCAGCUCAAGACGAAUCCAUGUUCACCGGGAGCAUUCAUCUCGUAGACAGAGACCCGGAGGAAAACAGUACUUCUGCAUAAAUGCUGAGAGCUUUUUGCUGUUUUGUUACAUUACCUCUGUCCACAAGACUUAUUAAUAUUUUACCACCAUCCCUGAUUUUGUGGAUAAGAAAGCUGAAAAAAAAUGUUUAUUUUGUUGUAAAAAUAUAUUUCUCUGCAGUUGUGUAGCAUAUACAGGAAAUUUCUGUGUUGUGCAAGCCUGACUCAGUGCUUCAAUCACCAGUGUCUUAUCAGAAUGAAUCCCUGUAAAGACUAACAAAGGUACAUAAAAGUAUCUUAGAUAUUAUGUGUCCUAAAGUACUUCCCCAUCUGUGAUUCUGGAUUUUUAAGUAGUAAAACUUUACUAAUACCUGGUCCAACAAAUUGAAUCGUAAUUGAAAAGGAACCUGAUAUAAUUAAACUUGAAUAUGUUUUCAGAGUGAACCAUGAAUUGUUCAUCAUUCUGGUGUGAUUGGGGGACAGUGACAAAUCUUGAGAAACCAGCACAAAGUCAGAAAAAGCUUUUGCCAGCUCUUACUAGCACCUGGUUUAAAUUAACUCUUUAUGUACAUUUUUAAAAUGCCAAGUAGCUUAAUGUAAUUUAAAAAAAUAAAAGAAUUUGGUAUGCUUUUGA
Messenger RNA from Catharus ustulatus (Swainson's thrush), 1866 nucleotides. Its product is annotated as arg8-vasotocin receptor-like. Gene Ontology annotation, biological process: G protein-coupled receptor signaling pathway; positive regulation of vasoconstriction; regulation of systemic arterial blood pressure by vasopressin. The transcript has 2 exons. Bases 159 to 1274 code for a protein of 371 amino acids. Gene Ontology annotation, cellular component: membrane. NCBI's taxonomy places the organism in Eukaryota, Metazoa, Chordata, Aves, Passeriformes, Turdidae. Gene Ontology annotation, molecular function: vasopressin receptor activity; peptide binding. The record is from RefSeq and is a predicted model, not a curated record.